GUCACGCGGGACAGGGACUAGACGACAAUUUUCCAUCUGGUUGUCCAAGCGCGUUGCCGGUGCCCGCAAGUCAACGGUCUUGGUCAUGGGUAAAAUGCGAUCUAUAAUGUUGUCUAAUAAUGUCUGUAGCCCUCCUGUGCCCUCUGCAAGAGAACGAGAGAGAGAGAGAGAGAGAGAAUUGGUCCGUGGCGUUUCUAAUAAUUCUCCCAGUUAUGGCUUCUGAAGGUGUGGCUGCUGGAAGGAAGAGAAAAAGAGAGGGAUCACCUUCAAACUCAUCGUCGUCGGGAAUCAUUCAUGAAGUAUUCUUAAGUUUUAGAGGUCCUGAUACUCGCAAAGGAUUCACGGAUCACCUUUAUAGCAGAUUGGUAGAUGCAGGGAUCCGGGUCUUUAGAGAUGACGAAGAUCUCGCUGCCGGAAAAGAGAUCAAGCCGGAGCUAAAAAUAGCGAUCAAGCAGUCAACGAUCUCCAUAGCCAUCCUCUCCAAAACUUAUGCUGCCAGUGAACAUUGCCUCAUGGAGCUGCAACAAAUGUGGAAGUGUAGACAAUCAGAUGGACAGAUUCUUCUCCCUAUUUUCUAUGACGUAAGUCCCUCCGAUUUAAAAGAUCCGCUUGGACAUUUUGGAAGGUCCUUAAAUAAACAUAAGAAGGACAAAGUCGACGCAAAAAUCAUCGAAACAUGGAGGGAGGUUCUUGCAAAGAUCAAGAAAUUAAGGGGAGAUGAGCGGAAGAACGUAAAGGACGGGUAUGAGUCCGAACUCGUAAAUGUAGUUCUUGGUCGUGUCAGGGAGGAGUUGAAGAAGGAUGACCAAGAUUUACCCGACAAACUAGUUGGACUUGAUCGUCAUGUUCAAAAAAUGAUGAGAAAGCUUGGUGUUGUCUACAGAGAUGGACGAGCGAACAGAGUAUGUGGAAGUGACGUACGUGUCGUCGGAAUAUGUGGUGUGCGAGGUGUCGGGAAGACUGCACUUGCAAAGGUUGUCUACAACAAAAUGCGUUCGUUGUUUCAAAAAUGUAGCUUCCUCGAAGAUAUGAAGGCGGAAGAAGUCAAGUCUUUGCAAGAAAGGUUAAUUGCUACCCUUCAAAAAAGAAGACGUGAACCACUUGAUUCUUGUAGUGCUGGAAUUAAGACUAUCGAAAAUUCAUUUAGUAAUACGAAGGUUCUCAUUGUCCUUGAUGACGUGUGUGAGGAUCAACAAAUCAAAAGGUUAGUUGGGAAGCUCACUUGGUUUGGUCCAGGAAGUAGAAUCAUUGUGACCACGGACAAUGAAAAAGUUUUAAAUGGUUACGAUGAAGCAGUUGAAAAAUACGACGUUCAACCAAUGGAACUCCACCAUGCGCUUCAACUCUUUCGUCGAUAUGCUUUUCUAGGGGAGGCUCCCCAAGACUACGAGUACGAUUCCCUGUCCAUAGACAUCGUCAAAGCUAUUGGAGGGCUUCCUAUGGCUAUUAUACAUCAGGCUUCAAAUUUAAGCAAGAAAAGGAACGACAAAGGAACAUGGAGAUAUACUUCAGACCAUUUAAAAAACCGCCUACCAGAGGAUAUUUCACCCUGCUUUAUGGACAGUUACGAAUCUUUACAUCCCCAUUUACAAUGGAUGUUUCUCGACAUAGCAUGCUUUUUUAUUGAUAAAGAUGAGAGGAUUCCCCCUUACAUGUGGAAGGCUUGUGAUUACUAUAGUCCAUUGGGAAUGGAUUCCCUUCGCAAGUUGCAUUGGUUGGAAAAAGGAGAAAAUAAUGAAUUAAGAAUGCACAAUCUGAUACGAGACUUUGGCAGGGACAUUAUCAAGAGAAAAGUUAAUCAUAAGCGCUGCAGGUUUUGGAAUCACAGUGAUGCACUUGAAAUUCUAGACAAUCCUAAGGGUUCUGAACGUGUCCAAGGCAUUGGUCUCACAGUUGAAGAGGGUCCCGUCGACAGUUUUGAAUGUGAAGGGUUUCGUGAAAUGCCGAAUUUGAAGUAUCUCAGACUGGACCGGGCCAACAUCCAGGGAGAAACUAAGAAUCUUCCCCCAAAUUUGCGGUGGCUUGAUUGGCGAGAUUGCCAUUCCAUUCCUAAGCUACAUGAUAUGCAUUUGAAGAAGUUAGUCAUUCUAGAUCUGUCUGGGAGUGUGGUCCCCCGAAAACAAAAAAUCUGGAGUCAAAUCAUGGAGAAGGUGAAGGAAUUGAAAGUCUUGAAUCUACAAGGAUGUCGUCUGUCAGGUGCAUCAUUGAAAUUUCAAGCUCCAAACCAUUUGGAGAUAUUGAUACUGGAAGAUUGUGAUCAGUUAUCUGCAAUUGAGACAUUCAGUAAACUGAAGAAGUUGAGGUCCUUGAAUUUGAUAAAAUGCAAGGGAGUCAAGCAGUUGCCCCGAGAGCUGCAUCGUAUGGAAUCUUUGACGGAACUUCUGAUUGAUCAAACUGACAUCAGAGAAAUUAAUAUCCUGAAUGAUUCUUUGAAGGAGCUUGAAAAUCUUAGUGCUUGCUGCUGUCAACGUUUAGAAUAUAUAUCCCCAAUUGCCCACCUAACGAAACUCAAAAGUCUUGCUCUGGAUGAUGCUAUUAAAUGGGGUCCGGAAGAUUUUGAAUUUCCUCCGAAUCUUCGGAGACUUUCCUUAAGGAAUUGUUCGAUGUUCAAAAAACUUCCAUCUUCCAUCGGGGAGCUAAAGCAGCUGGAGGUAAUGGACCUUUCACAUACUACAAUCACAGAACUACCAAAGUCAGUCAAGGAGUUGAAAAAUUUGAAGACCCUAAAGAUGGCGCACACUCACCUAGAACAAUUUCCGGAGGAUAUUAUGAAAUUAGAGAACCUGGAGGAGAUAGAUUUCUCUUCCUGCACAGCUUUGGGGGGCAAGAUGUGUUCCGGUACUUCAAGACUACCCCCUUUGAGAUUUUUGAGCUUAGCAUCAUCCAAUUUGGCUGGGCUGUCUACGACUACGAGCAAGAGCAUUGUCCGUCAUUGUCACCGCCUCCAAGCCCUUGACAUACUUGAAUGUAACCAACACACACUACCAAAGUUGCCCACCAGUUUAGUUAUUCUCCGCUGGGGAUCCAAAAAUAUGAGAGUCACCGACUUGUCAUAUCUGACAUAUCUAAAAGAGCUCUGCUUGAGAGAUAUUGAGCAGCCGGGGUCAUUGAAUCAAAAGACCCUACAUAUAAAGUGGAUCUUGAGAUUAACAAGUCUAGAGUCCUUGGAAUUGUCUCUUCGAAAUGUCUCCAAACUCCCCGGGAAUUUUUGUGCCCUCACUCAGCUCCGGGAACUCACUUUAUCCUACAUGGAGGAGCUAGACUUCACACAACUUCCCUCGUCCUUAUGGACUCUGCGUCUCAAACGCUGCAAGAUUCCAGAGCCAAAUUUUUCUAGUCUGAAACAUCUGUCAGAACUAGAACUAGAGGACUGCGAUUUAGCACAGAUUGAUGGUCUCGAAGAUUUAAAGCUUUUGGAAGUCCUGAAAGUUUUUCAUUGCAACCGGAUAAUAAACCUUAAUGGGCUCAGAGAUUUACAACGUCUCAGGAAGGUGCAAGUUUACCCUUUUGAUGCUGACAGAUUAUCAGAAUUACGCGAACGUGGAUGUGAAGUGGACACUUGUCUCCCGCCUUCUUCUCGGUCUGUGGCUGGAUAGUCUCUGUCCUGUACGAACUACCGUUGAACUUUUGAGUCUUCGACAUGACAUCUCCUAGUCUGAGAAACCGGGUGGCCACCUCUCUAAGGGCCACAAAAUACCCCGGGCAAAGUCUUCUCGUCAGGUGAUUGUCAGUGGCAUCAAGAAUCUUGCAUCAAAACCAUUGCCGAAGCCUUAGGAUGCAUCAUCCAAAGGCCAUCCGCUGCCUCUCAGCUCUUCAAUCACGAAGAAAGAGAAGACGAAGAAGAAAAACAAGAUGCAGCAUCCGUGUGCAACGUUGCGAGGACUUCACGGACGUGAACCAUCACGGGCCUUCACUAUUUUCAGCUCUGCUAGUGAGAUUCGUCCUCAACACCGCCUUCAAGUUUUGCUUUUAUUCGUUUCAGUUGAUCAAGUCAUCGGGUUCCGAAUCUCCAGGAGUUCAUUAUAGGAUGGCGAAGCGAAAAUGAUUUGAUGGAGAUCUAAUUAGAAGGAACUACAAGAGAGUGUGCUCGUGAUCGUGAAAUUGAGUAGGAUGAUUGCGAUGUUGAAAGAGAAAGAGGGAGAUGGGUCUUUGAAUUGAUCUGCUGCAUGGAAAAGGAUACUUUUCAUCCAUCGUUCUCUUCUCUUCUUCUUAUUCCAUUUUCUUCCCUCUCGCACCUCUGAAUAGAAUCCGAGUUCAUGGUGAUGGGAAGCAUGCUCUGUAUUCAUCUAUACAUCUAUAAAUAAUAACAAAGCAUGGAGAACAGAGCUUUUUGUCGAG
This is a messenger RNA of Eucalyptus grandis, 4338 nucleotides long. Its product is annotated as disease resistance protein RUN1-like. The coding region runs from base 120 to 3596 and encodes 1158 amino acids. NCBI's taxonomy places the organism in Eukaryota, Viridiplantae, Streptophyta, Magnoliopsida, Myrtales, Myrtaceae. Gene Ontology annotation, molecular function: protein binding; ADP binding. The record is from RefSeq and is a predicted model, not a curated record. Gene Ontology annotation, biological process: defense response; signal transduction. The transcript has 7 exons.